CCAGAGAGAGAGAGAGAGGGAGAGAGAUGAAGAAGCCCUCUGCGGCGGACCUUCUGGUUUCUCCUCUGGAUACGGCCAGCCCGAAUCGAUCGCCGGCCGGAACGCCGAAGCAGUUCGAGUUCAAUUUGGGAGCCUUCAACACUGCCUCAUCUUCGAAGAGGAAGAAGAGGAACAACAACGUCGGAACAAGCUCUAUUCUGAACCAGGCUAUUGGAUCACCACCGCAUCUGAAUACGCUAAGUUCCAUAUCUGAUCUGAAGGCUAUGGCCUCUUCGCGCUUGGAAUCCGUUAAGCGCUACCUCGAGCGCUCGCAUUCCGAGAUCCUCAAGGAUAUUGACAGUUCUCAAUCUCGUCUCCACAAACGAGUCAAGGCCUCUCUCUCUCUCUCUCUUCUUGUUCAGUCACGCACCCUAAAACAGAAUUUCUCUCAUAUCCAGAUGCAAGCAUGCCAGCAAAUUAUGGAUGAAUCAGAUAAGGAAUAUAAGAAAACUGCUGAACGAAUUAGCCAAACUAUGGAAGCUAUCAAGGCUGCAUACUUGGAGAUCAUGGCAGAAGCACAGGCCAAGGGAUCUCGUGCGUGCAAGACAUCAAUUCCUGAGCUCUCACGGUCAUUUGAAAAAGCCCUUGACAUUCUCAAAAGCCGCUACGGAAUUCAAUCAACUGCAGCAUAACCAGCCCCCUCUAUCAUUGCGCUCAAACUUGAGUUUGUGACUUGCAUUCUGGAAGGAAUCAAUUUCUGCAGCAGAGAUGGAAGGCAAACUCUAUACGGCACAGACAAGUAUACAUGUGAUGCAAUUCAAUUUCAUUUUAGUAGUAGAAUCUAAUAGCUUCCUAUUUCUUACGCCAUCUAUGCGAACUUUUUGACCCAAGAAGAGAAAGGGAAAACCAAUAAGCAAAAGACACAAGUUAGUAUUGAAACAACUGUAUGCUUCUGCAAAUUUUCACUGCUUCAAUUCUCAACGUUUUUUAACCAUUUAGUAUGGUACAAUACAUAA
Molecule: messenger RNA, 995 nt
Organism: Diospyros lotus (date-plum)
Lineage: Eukaryota; Viridiplantae; Streptophyta; Magnoliopsida; Ericales; Ebenaceae
Exons: 5
Coding region: 27-671 (214 amino acids)
Source: RefSeq, a predicted model, not a curated record